Molecule: messenger RNA, 773 nt
Organism: Closterium sp. NIES-67
Lineage: Eukaryota; Viridiplantae; Streptophyta; Zygnematophyceae; Desmidiales; Closteriaceae
Source: the annotation of a GenBank genome assembly
UCGAGAAAAAAAAAAGUAUCGCGUCGGUGCCGGGUUACACACUAGAAUCCGUCUCCCUUCAGCGACCAUCUGCGACCUGCACAAGGCAGCCCGCGUGCCCCCCAAUCCUCAUACGUAUCCAAGUUUCCCAGAAUGCGGCGACGGAGAAAGCUUCAACAGGCGCUCGACUGAUUCAGCCUAGCCUAGGCGUCUCUAACACCCCAGAAUCCGCCAGUUCUUAGAUCUGCCCUACCGUUGCGCACUACGGGCGCAACAGUGUCGCAAUCGCAUCUACCAUCGUCACCAUCAUCAGUUGCGUGUCAGAUGCUGCGCUUCCAGGCUCACAGCCGUCCUAUCAGCGAAAAUUCAUUCGACGAGUCUCUGGGAAUCUCGCCACCAAAAACUGCGGAGAGCGCCGCCGAUUCCGCAAUCCUUGGCGUGAAAGACGCGGCGAUGGGUGCAAGACACCAGGUUUGCCGCCACGAUUCUCGGCACCGAAGCAGGAGCGAUGAGCUGAGCAUAACUGCGACGGGGGUGGGAGGCAGGGAUGACAAGGCAGCAGCGGAGGAAAUGGAGGUAUUAGUAGCAUGGGAGUUUGGGGGGCGAGUGUGGAUACUAGGAGGGGAUUGGGGGCUUGGUGAAGGGCAGGUUAGAGAAAGCGGGGAUGAAGGGUAGAGGGGUUGGUAAGGCAUGAGGAACGUGCCAUCAAUGGGCACAGGGCAGGGGAGAGGGAAGGCACCAGGGAAGACGAAAGGGAAGGGGAAAAGGUAGGUGAAGAAGAGUGAGAGCAGCAU